CAUCACUCGCCGCAGAACUUCAUCCCGGCGCACGGCAUCGAGUGAGCAAGCAGCUGGCUAGGAGACCCAGAGCCAUGGCGGUGAGGAAGGACAUGGCCGUGGUGGCGGCUAUGAUGGUGCUGGGGCUGGUGGCUCUGGGAAGCACAGCGAGCGCGGCCGCGGCGCCGUGCAACGCGGGGCUGCUGGCUGCGUGCGCGUCGCCGGUCAUGACGGGGUCCAAGCCGAGCGCCGCGUGCUGCUCCAACCUGCGCGCCCAGCAGGGCUGCUUCUGCCAGUUCGCCAAGAACCCCAUCUACGGCCGCUACAUCCAAAGCCCUUACACCCGCCAGACCGUCUCAACCUGCGGCAUCGCCCUGCCACACUGCUAGUGCCUCGAUCCAACAUAUACCGCUGGUCGUUUGUGUGUGUGUGCACUGUGUACGUACGUUUUACUGCUUAUUAUUACUCUCGGCAACUCUGUGCUGUCAGCUCGUGUGUAUGGAUGUGUCGUAUGAUUUGAUGCCUUCUCUAUGAGAAUAAGAAGAUGAUCUAUGGAGGGCGGUGUGGCUCUUGCUGCCGCUGCUGCCUUAGUUUUGAUAUAAUAAGAUUGAUCAUGUACCGACU
This is a messenger RNA of Aegilops tauschii subsp. strangulata, 603 nucleotides long. RefSeq names its product non-specific lipid-transfer protein 2P-like. Lineage: Eukaryota; Viridiplantae; Streptophyta; Magnoliopsida; Poales; Poaceae. Gene Ontology annotation, biological process: lipid transport. The record is from RefSeq and is a predicted model, not a curated record.